AUGAAAAUCACCUCCGUCACCUCCCAUAUUCUUCGCAUCCCACUCGGUGACCGAGUGUUCUACUCAUCCCAAGCCCGAUUCCCAGAACGCAAUUCGUACCUAGUGAGGAUAGAAACAGACACCGGCCUCGUCGGAUGGGGAGAAGGAGGCCAAUACGGUCCCCCCGAACCGGUGGCUGCCGUGAUCGACUAUGUAUUCGCACCAAAACUCAUCGGCCGGGACCCAACUGAGCCCGUCGUCAUUUGGGAGCACCUGUAUGCUUUCUCCCGGGACUUUGGCCAGAAAGGCACUUAUGUCGAGGCCAUCAGUGCCAUCGACAUCGCACUGUGGGAUAUCAGCGGCAAAGCGGUGGGACUGCCAGUGUCCAAAAUGCUCGGUGGCGCAUUUCGCAAGCAAGUCAAGGCCUACGCGACGGGGUGCUACUAUCCCGAGGAAUACCACGAUCUACCGAAGAUACUCGAGAACCUGAAGUUCGAAGCAACCCGAUACCGCGACUUGGGAUUCGAUGCCCUAAAAGUGAAAAUUGGACUCCUCGAUAUUCGUGCCGACGCUGAACGACUGCGCAUUAUCCGUGAGACCGUCGGCCCCAGCGUCGCUAUCAUGGUGGAUGCCAACCAUGCAUACUCCGCCUCAACAGCAAUCCAAAUGGGGAAACUGAUGGAAAAUUACGAUAUCCGCUUCUUUGAAGAACCAGUCAUCCCCGAAGAUCGAGCGGGGUACCGUCGCGUUCGCGCAGAGAACCCCAUUCCCGUCGCUGGCGGCGAGGCCGAGUUCACACGCUACGGGUUUCGAGACUUUCUCGGCGAAGGAUGCGUGGACAUUGUGCAGCCGGAUCUCACAGUGUGUGGGGGAUUCACUGCUUUCUCUCAGAUCCUGGCCAUGGCCAAUGCCUACGGCGUUCUGGUCGUCCCCCACGUAUGGGGAUCUGGCAUUGCGCUCGCUGCUGCGCUGCAGGCGCUGGCUACUAUCCCUCCUAUGCCCCACUCGGCUAAUCCGAUUCCACUGAGAAACGAGCCCAUGGUGGAGUUUGAUCGGACGCAUAAUAGUUUGCGGGAUGAAUUGCUGGUUGAGAAAUUUGAGCUUGUUGAUGGUUGUGUGGGGGUUCCGCAGGGUCCUGGGUUGGGGGUUACCAUCGACGAGGAGGCGCUUAGGAGAUUUGAGAGCCUUUGA
This is a messenger RNA of Penicillium lagena, 1170 nucleotides long. Its product is annotated as mandelate racemase/muconate lactonizing enzyme family protein. The record is from RefSeq and is a predicted model, not a curated record. Bases 1 to 1170 code for a protein of 389 amino acids. Lineage: Eukaryota; Fungi; Ascomycota; Eurotiomycetes; Eurotiales; Aspergillaceae. The transcript has a single exon. Gene Ontology annotation, biological process: carbohydrate catabolic process. Gene Ontology annotation, molecular function: magnesium ion binding; hydro-lyase activity.